AUGCCCUCGCUGCCUCACACGGCAUGGGAUGGAGACAUCCUUCAACAUGCGGGCCUUGCUCUACGAGAUGUACUCGCACUGCACAAAUCGACGACACUGCCACUGGCCGCGAGCCAUGUGCGACAUGAAGUGCAGAAGUCUGCCCUGGACUUGAAUAACUUCAACGCCUCGGCGAUAAUGCUACCAAGCCAGGAGAACCAGAUUCAGGUCAUCGCAACCACCUUCUCCAGCGUCAGUAUCCUCGCCGCGAUAUGCGCCAUGUACUGGUUCCUCAUGAUGAGACGAAACUUUCGGAGAGAUCUGGUGCUGAUGCUGAUAUGCGGUGACUUUUGGAAAGCCGCUUGGUUCUUGGUAUUUGCAUCACUAUCUUUAUCAAACGGCGACAUACCCACCACUUCCAGCUUCUGCCAGGCUAGCGGAUACCUCCUUCAGGCCGGAAUCGAGGCUUGCGGUAAGUCCCUUCGCAUCUCAAUCUAGCCUGACAUGCCCAUCUGACCUCUCGCUCUCUCUCCAUGUAACAGACAUCGCCAUCUUCCUCAUGAGUCUGCACAUGCAUUUGCAGAUAUUCCCGCCCAAGAAUUCAUUUCUCGGUCACGAUGGCCUGUCUCGCAUUCGUCACUGGGUUGUGGGAGCCUGGUUCAUCGUGCCGAGCGUCCUUGCCUCUCUGGCCUUCAUCAACGAGCGCGGCGCAUAUGUAUCCCAGGGUGGCUUCUGCACAUUACCAAUUCGGCCCUUCUGGUACAGGCUCGCACUCUCUUGGAUCCCGAGAUACCUCAUCUGUAUUUACAUCAUGUACGUUGCCAUUAGCAUCUACCGUCACGUGGGCUAUGAGUUCAAGGUGUUUGGAGAGGUACGAGACGGAAGCUCCAGUUUCAACCAAGCCAGCUCGAUCGCUACUCGCACUGCCACCAACCACAAAGUCACAUCGCCGCAGGUGUCGACGGCGCGGACCCAAUCUACACUGUCUGAUGCUGCGAUUGCCGAAAAGCAUGCUGGCGAUGAGGGCAUUGCACCGGACGACGAUUUCGCCGCCACGACGCCUUCUGCUUUGCCUUGGCGCACAGCAUCUUCGGAAUCGAGACCGAAUCACAACACGAGGAGACAAUCUGUGCCCAACUGGGCCGGUUCAUUUGGUGCGGCCGGCCCCGAGCACACGACACUUAUCACACGACCUACGGCACCCCGAAGCAAAAGCAAUCCCUCAUCUCGACGCGAGAGCAGAACGAUCGCCGAGAACAUUGCCACUGAAGACUUCGCACCACAACCGCCCCCCUUCAACUUUGAAAGAGCCCGCGGCUCGGUUUCUACAGUCGCAACUGUGAGAUCGUCCGGGGCGCAUUCAUCGUACGAGCAGCGACAACCUAGUCUGGACACCAUCACAGAACAUCGCACAUCUGCAUCAACCGGCACAAGCAUCCCCGGAAAUGCCGCUUCGAAAGCGAUGAAGCAACGUCGACGUGUCAUCCAGCGCCAACUUCGCCUGCUCUUCAUCUAUCCGGUCGUAUACACGUGCCUCUGGAUCCUACCGUUCGUGAACCACUGCCUCAAUUACAGCAACCACUUUGCGCAACAUCCCAUCUUCGCCCUGAACGCUCUGAACAUCUUCUGUCAAAACAUCAUGGGUCUCUGUGACGUGGUGAUUUUCUGCUGGCGUGAGAGACCAUGGCGACAUAUCCCCGGAAGCGACGGGACCUUUUUCGGAUCUUUCUGUUUCUGGCGCUUCGCUUUCGAUGGGCAGUCCGCCGCCGAGCGACGGACGAGCAGUCCGAUGGAGAAAUCAUCGGUUGAAAAGCAAGCCUCGAAGAAAUCUCACUCGGGACUCCUCGCUUCUUGGAAGAGCUGGUGGAGUCGGAGCAUGGCCGGUAAGACUCCCGCCGCGGGGGCGAAUUCCAAGCAUUCUCCGCACAGCUCCAACAGGGCAUCCAUCUCCGCCGCGCCCAUGACUCCCUCCCGGCGCGCGCCCCCGAUUCCGAUGCAUCGGCGGACUCAUAGCGGAGGGGGCGAGUUGCGGAUGAUGGAAGCGGAACGGGCGCAUGAGAGAUUACAGAUGGAACGGGCGGAUUGGAAUCUCCAUCGGACGAGUCUGAAUGAGCGGCGGACGAGUGUGAUGAGUGCGAAUCUCGUCCGGGAGCAGCAGCAGCAGCAGCCGGAUUCGCCGCCGCCGCCGCAGAGGAAGGAAUGGUGGGAUAGACAGAUGUCUGUUAUGGAUGAUUUUUGA
This is a messenger RNA of Lecanosticta acicola, 2218 nucleotides long. Lineage: Eukaryota; Fungi; Ascomycota; Dothideomycetes; Mycosphaerellales; Mycosphaerellaceae. The record is from the annotation of a GenBank genome assembly.